CACUGACAGCUGACAGGUAGAGAAUCUAUCAUCAAUAAAUAAGUUCUGAAUCCCAAAAGACAGUAAAACUGAUUACAUUAGACUGUUUAAAGAGGUAAAAAUGGCUGGAAACGAUGAUAAUAAGCCUGAAAAUAACGAAACUGGAAUUGAUGGAAGUGCAAACAUUGAAAACAAUGAAAAUAUUCGUGAAGAAUAUGAGUUUUUGGAUUCUAAACUUGAUGAAUUAAAUUCAGCACUGGAUUUUUUAGAGCAGAAGAAUGAUGAUAUACAUAAGAAGCUUAAAGAACUUUUACAAUCCAAUAUUGAUAUACGCCAACAAUUAAAGGAUGCAAAUUCAACAAAUGAGAAUUAAUUUAUAAAUAAAAAAUAUUAAACUCUUACUCCCUAGCUCUACUAGCUUCACUUUGCUACUUCAUACUAUGGUGGUGGUGUCGACUUCCCUUGCUAGUCUCUUCCAUUACAUUCUAUCCUCCAUAUUUUCAUCUGAGACUAGGCUGUUUCUUAUGUUUUUUAGUCACCCGUCCAUUUAAUAAUUUGUUAAAUUUGUCACCUUUUCAAUUAGGUUUGUUAAUUCUUAUUUAUAAUACUUACAUGGAUAUUAAGAGUUUUAAAAUGUAAAAAUUAAAAGCUUAUAUAUCUUGUGAUUAAUUUAUUAUAACUACAACUUAAAUUUAAUCUAAACACAAACAAAACAGACAUUACACAAAUGUUUAUGUAUUUGAGAAUUUUUAAAUAAAAUGUUGAUCAGUUA
This is a messenger RNA of Papilio xuthus (Asian swallowtail), 751 nucleotides long. Its product is annotated as UPF0184 protein C9orf16 homolog. Lineage: Eukaryota; Metazoa; Arthropoda; Insecta; Lepidoptera; Papilionidae. Bases 101 to 352 code for a protein of 83 amino acids. The record is from RefSeq and is a predicted model, not a curated record. The transcript has 3 exons.